UGUGUGUGUGAACCUGGAAAGUAGCCAACAAUCGAUGCAUAAAUGCGGUCUUCUGGGAUCAGCUAUUAGAUGGAAUUUGUGUACUUGUAUAUAACCUAUAUCACUGUACCUCGCCCUCUAUUUAUUUUCUUGUCUUUGUUUACAUUUUCUAGCUGUGCAGUGUUGGGUUGUACAAGUGUGUAAUCUACCUGCACUGUUCACUGCAGGCCAUCAUCAAUAAUGAGGACCACUACUCAUAUCUCAGCAGAUGCAGGGCAACGACUACCAAUCGGAUGCAUUUAUAAAAUCGGUUUUAGGAGAAGUUGUGCUCUUUGCGGGAAGUUUUGAUGCACAGAAGCUUGUGACAUGACAAGCUGACCUCGUGUGGUCAGUCCAAACAGAAGGAGCCUCUACUGUCCAAUCACAGAGCUCCUCCUGCCCCCGAACGUCCGGGUCUUUGACCAAUCAGGGAGCUCAGCGCGGAGUCAGAGGGGACAGCGAUCACAGAUAAAAUGUUUGACUUCCAUCCAUCCUCUCAGAGCAUCUUCUCAAUCCUCACAGGACUGUUAGAAACUUGCACUUUGAUUUAAACUGUCUGAGCCCACGCCGACCGCUGGACACAACCCAGCAGCUCUAUGACGGACUCCGAUCGCUCCGGUCGAGACAACCUGUUACUCCAGGAGUGAGGAGACAGUAGAGAGGGGCGACCCAAAGUAACUCAACCGAAGUAAAAAUAGGGUAUUCUGUGGAAAUAAACGCGACACGCACAAGGCAGCUUUGUUUCCAGAGUUCCCUGACAGAAAGUCAGGAAUCAUGACAGCGCUGGCAGGAGGUUUACCGAGAAUGAUGAGGCCGACUCCUCACCAGAACUACCCGCGGGGAGGAUACUCUCUGGAAGUGUCCACUCCGUUGGGACAGGGUCGGGUCAACCAGCUCGGUGGUGUCUUCAUAAACGGCAGACCUCUCCCCAACCACAUCCGUCAUAAAAUCGUGGAGAUGGCCCACCACGGUGUCCGGCCGUGCGUCAUCUCCCGGCAGCUGCGGGUGUCCCACGGCUGCGUCUCCAAAAUCCUGUGCCGGUACCAGGAGACCGGCUCCAUCAGGCCCGGAGCCAUCGGAGGCAGCAAGCCAAAGCAAACCGCUUCUCCAGAGAUCGAUAAGAAAAUCGAGGAGUACAAGAGAGAAAACCCGGGCAUGUUCAGCUGGGAAAUCAGGGACAAACUACUGAAAGACGGGAUCUGCGACAGAAACAACGUCCCCUCAGUGAGCGCCAUCAGCCGCAUCAUGCGCUCGAAAUUCGGCGGAGCUGGUGAUGAUGAAGAUGAGGAGGAUGAAGUGGUGAAGAGGGCGAUGGAGGAAAACGAGCCACGGACCAAACACAGCAUCGAUGGCAUUCUGGGAGACAGAUCCAGUCACUCAGAUGAAGGAUCCGACGUAGACUCUGAGCCAGGCCUGCCUUUGAAGAGAAAGCAGCGUCGCAGUCGGACUACGUUCACAGCGGAGCAGCUCGAGGAGCUGGAGAGGGCCUUCGAACGCACACACUACCCCGACAUCUAUACGCGAGAGGAACUGGCUCAGCGGGCCAAGCUGACGGAGGCUCGAGUUCAGGUGUGGUUUAGCAACAGAAGAGCCCGUUGGAGGAAGCAAGCAGGAGCAAAUCAACUGAUGGCGUUUAACCACCUUAUCCCUGGUGGUUUCCCUCCAUCGGCGAUGACAGGCCUGCAGCCCUAUCAGCUGUCAGACAGCUCCUACCCUCCGACUUCUAUAUCUCAAGCCUCCGAGCAGCCCAGUACAGUCCACCGACCGCAGCCUCUCCCACCCACCUCCGUACACCAGAGUGGGCUCAGCUCUUCGGCAGGUUCCCAGGAUGGAAGCUCCGCAUACUGCCUGUCUUCUGGACGACACGGCUUCUCAGGAUACUCGGACAGCUUUGUGACACCGACGGGACACAGUAACACUGUUAACCCGACCAUCAGCAACAGCCUCUCUCCACAGGUGAUGGGUCUAUUGAACCCAGGUGGAGUACCACACCAGUCCCAGAGCGACUUCGCCCUCUCCCCACUCACCGGAAGCCUGGAGCCCAGCGGAGGCAUGGCUGCUAGCUGUCAUGGUUCCCAGCGCCUGGAGGCUCUACCAGGCCUGACCAGUAUGCCCACCCUGCCAAGCACCCAGUCUUACUGCCCACCUUCUUACACUUCCCCAGCCUACGCCGUCGAACACCACCCCUCCUACCAGUAUGGACAGUACAGUCAGAGCAAGGUGCCUUUCAUUAUAUGAAGCCCAACAUGGCCUGAACAAGAGACUCGCCCGGCCACUCUGACAUUCAUCCCUGGAGAACACCACCACCCGCUGCCUCUGCCAACUUCCUCAGCCCCGAGGACAGCAGGACGUGGGAUGAGGGGGAGGUGAAGGGGGUCGAGGUGUUCUCCUUCAGCUUGAGAUGGAGGUGUAGUGAUGGCGAUGAAGGGGGUUGACUGGAAUAAUUAGGACCAAAGGCGCAGCCUCUCCUGUUACCUGACACUCGCUUUGCUUGUGCGUCACGUCACGCUCCGAGGACCAAGCACAGUUCGUCGUCCACGGUUCAAGAGGAGAAGAAAAAGGGGGACGGGGUGGGGAAAUGGGGAGUAAAUACAUUCAAGACCUUGUAUUUGAUUCUUGUAAUAAGUGGCAGAGAUGCAAGUCGGGGUGGACUUUAUUAGCCCCCGGUGCUUCUGUGUCCCGACUGGCUGGAUGGUGAUAAUGUGUUGCGCUCAGCCCCAAUGCUCUUCACAGAAUGUCUUCAUUACACUGUCUGAGGGCAAUGAUAUUAACUGUGGAAGGAUGUGACUCUUGCAUGAGACUAAAAUGUGACUACAUCCUGAAAACCAGCGAGAGGGCAUAAAAUUGAAGCCAAGUGGAGUCGGUGAAUCCGCUGCAACCCAAAGAAAGUGCAAUACAUUCAUACCUCAUGUAAUGUAAAUGAACAUGGAUCAACUAUCCCUGAUUAUGUCCUCAAUAACGAACUCUCUCUUUUUAAUGUCAUUAAUUUUGGGUUGUUCUCAUUGAUCAAUCAGGGGAAAUCAUCAAGCGACGAAUAAUAGCAAACAUAGUCAUGAUGUCAUUAAGCCAAAAAAAAUUCUCUGCCAGUGAAUACAUUAUUCAGUUUGACAGUUAAUUUUUUUUUUGUUGUUAUUUUGCAUGUGUUAAAUUAGUUUUGGUCAGGAACUUGCAAAUAUUAGUUCCAUUUCUUAUUUAUUUAGUGUUGUUCCAGUGUCUCUUCUGUACAUCUUGUAUAAGCGCUCAUCGGUGCUUAAGUAAGUCUUACACAAUGUUCAUUAUUCACAUUUUUUUUUCUCUUGUAUAAUUUUCAUUUACAAUGACGUGAAAUGAUUUUGUUGUAAGAGGUUUUGUGUAUAAUAUAGCACUAUUUACUAUUUAUAAUAAACUAUGUGAAAAGCAGAAAGUUG
Molecule: messenger RNA, 3425 nt
Organism: Amphiprion ocellaris (clown anemonefish)
Lineage: Eukaryota; Metazoa; Chordata; Actinopteri; Pomacentridae
Gene: pax3a
Product: paired box 3a
Exons: 9
Coding region: 793-2256 (487 amino acids)
Biological process (GO): anatomical structure development; regulation of transcription by RNA polymerase II
Molecular function (GO): RNA polymerase II cis-regulatory region sequence-specific DNA binding; DNA-binding transcription factor activity, RNA polymerase II-specific
Source: RefSeq, a predicted model, not a curated record